This is a messenger RNA of Plenodomus lingam JN3, 507 nucleotides long. Lineage: Eukaryota; Fungi; Ascomycota; Dothideomycetes; Pleosporales; Leptosphaeriaceae. The record is from RefSeq and is a predicted model, not a curated record.
AUGUACUACGUGGUAUUGACCACGCACCACAAUCGUCCGUAUCUAUCCAAAAUUGCCUUCAUAGCACGUGACUUCGAAUCAUGGGGAUGCCGUGUUGACCACUACCCCGACGACUCACCUUACAUUGCUGAAAUCCAAAGGCGGGAGAAGCGAGGAAAUCGCAGAGAGGUGCGGAGAGUCAACAUUAUGGAAUUAUGGGCACGUGAAGUCGUGGCCAGAAAAUACGAAUUUCGGUCUCGCAUGCCCAUGGCAAUUCCAGUGGUAACGGAAGAGCAUCUUCCAGGGGAGAGUCGGAGACAUGCGAGGACGAGUGAGAUUGUCCAGGACUUCAUCUGGGGGUUGGUUGCGUUUGAUAGGCCCAACCUUAAAGCCACAACCUUCCCGGUGGUAGAUCCCCGUCCCUUGCCCGAGUGGCCAUACGCUCUGUAUGAUGAUGAUGUGGAGACGAGGGAUCCGGUGCCGGCGUACGAGAGUGGGGAGCGUCCGCCGGCGUAUGUUUCCACGUGA